CCAGUUUAAUGUUAUUUAUCAUGUUAAACAGUGUUCUUGAAUUGUUCCAAAUAAAAAUCGAUAGUUCACCGGCCUACAAUGUACAUUAGUUAAAACCCGGCCCCACAAUAUUGGCCGGCCCCGCCCCUUAGCACAAAAGCCGGCACCCCAUAUUGUGUUCGUUUGUCCUUAGCAUGUGUUAUGUACAGAGCUAGGCGAGGCUCGGCGUCUGGGAACCGCCCUGCUCUCAAAUUACAAUGGCGGAGACCGGGGCAGCUGUGGAGACCGAAAACACAGAGAAGAAUGCCGAAGAAAACGUCGAUGUACCGGCAGAAAAACCGGUCGAAGAACCGGACGCAGACACGGAAGAGAAAGUAGAGAAGGAACCCGACGCUGCAGAGUCAAAAGUGAAGGAAUUGACGGAUAAGGAGGGCAUGAACAUUAAGAAUUUAGCGUGUGAGCGAUGUAAGAGUAUUGUUCUACGUCCCGGAUUGGCAAAUGCCACACAGAAAGAGUUUUUUCUUCCACACAUGAAGGUCAAGUCGGCAAAUCAAGAGCCCAAUGAUGGAGAAACGCUCCAAGAUUUCUGGCUGGUCAAGGGCAUGUACACAUUUGAGAAUGUCGGCUUUACAAACACCGUGCAAAACAUCAAGUACCUGAUAUGUGCUGACUGCGAAGUGGGACCCAUCGGCUGUCAAGAACUUCAGAACAAAGACAAUUUUUACGUCGCGGUAGAUCGUGUUAUAUACACAUGAGAAUGCUGCAUGUUUUCAAAAGGUUUUUACGUCUACCAAGACUGUUUCUUUGCUUUGGCUGAUGACUCUUUUUUAUGUUAUUCAAUUUACAUGUUUUUGGAUGAGGCCAGACAUAUUUACUAGAAUCAGAAAUUGUUUACGCUAUUCCCCUUGAAAAUAAAUGUAUUUUUGUCUUUCAUUCCAAAAUAUCUCGCAAAACAGAACCACAAAAGUUUAGUUUUAACUGUACAUUCUACAUUUCUGGAGCAAACAAUUUGUAAUAAGUAACUCCAUGGUUGCACGCAUUCAGUAUUUUUUUUUUUUCUAAAAUGUAUCAGAGCCUGCCCUUAAUAGCACAUACUUGGCUUGUAUGACCUUCAUGGAAAAAAGUGCUUCCUGCUUACAAAUUAUUCAUCCAACACUUUGGACAGUUUAUGCAGGAACCUUCCCUAUUCCUCCAAAAAUAUAUCAUUGUACAGUAAGCUUAUUGUGCCCUCAUUGUGUUCAACUUUGAAAGGGCAUCAACCCAUGCCGUGUGAAAUAGUUCUGUACCUUUUCAGCCCGAUAGUUUUUUUAUAUUAAUGGUAGACUUUUUGGUAGUCAACUACAUGUAAACGUAUAUCCAUGCAUGCAUUUGUUUUCAGUAUUGUAGUAAAGCAUUCCAUUUUCUACACAUUAGUGUGUUUACAAUCAACAAAACUAUAUAUGGGAGUAUUAUAUUUAUGUCAAUAAUGAGCACUUGAGGUUGAGCAAAAGUAAAAGCAGUGCUGGAUUUACCUAAUAAUUAAUUGUGACAAAAACUGGUACAUCUACUUCAUGUGCCAAAAGUAGAUAUGUAAAUGACCUCAGAAAGGCUCUGGCCUUGACCCAAUUUCAAGGCUAACCAAUUUCAUCAGCGUAACUACGGAUUAUGUGCUUACAGGAUUAGAUGAAAAUGAAUUAAACUGCUGCAAACUGCUUACUGGAUUGACCUGAAAUAUACAAAUCAGCAAAAUGAGAGAGCCAAACGUUUCGGUCUUAAGCAAGACCUUGCUCAAAGUCGGGUUUAGCACAGAAUUGUUUUGCUAGCCUUUUUGGCACAAAAUGGUGAUCUGUGAUUAGGCCACAAAAAAAAAUAGUUCUGCUUCCGACUACAUGGAUUUGCAAAAAGGGUAGGUAGGUAGGGAUUUUUUUUUUUUUUGCAAAUUUUUUUUGUGUACGAUCACAGGAGGCUUCUGCGUGUAGACAAGGGUAAAAGGUAGAAAUUGAUGGUUUUGGGUGUUGUUUUCUCAUUUUUCCAAUAAAAAAAUUAGGGUAGGGGCUGUCAGAAUAGGACCACCGGAAGCAGAACUACAUUUGUAUUUUUGUUUGGCCUUAGCAGAGCCAUGAAAUUAGGCCCUGUUGCUGGUAAAUACAUGUAAUGUGGUUUUUACUCUUUUUUUACUCCAUUGAGGUAAACCGUCUCUGCAGAUGUGUGGAAGACACUUUGAAGUCGGCACAACUAUUAUCAUGUCAUGAAUAUUUAGUCGGUCCUGUUAUAGCUGAAUAGCAAGUAAAUCAUUCAUUGUAAUUAAAAUCUCCAUUCAGGCUCGUACAGUGUACAUUUGUAUACGGUUUGUUUUAUUCAGUAUUUCUUGAAUCUUUGAAUGGUCAGUGAGUACUGAAAUGAAUAAUCCUUGAUAUUUAAAAACAUUUACUGUACUGGUCAUGAUCAAUGCUUACGAUUAUGAAACUUCUGAUUUCUGAUAAAU
Molecule: messenger RNA, 2443 nt
Organism: Patiria miniata (bat star)
Lineage: Eukaryota; Metazoa; Echinodermata; Asteroidea; Valvatida; Asterinidae
Gene: rabif
Product: guanine nucleotide exchange factor MSS4-like
Exons: 2
Coding region: 237-734 (165 amino acids)
Biological process (GO): post-Golgi vesicle-mediated transport; small GTPase-mediated signal transduction
Cellular component (GO): membrane; cytosol
Molecular function (GO): zinc ion binding; guanyl-nucleotide exchange factor activity
Source: RefSeq, a predicted model, not a curated record